Messenger RNA from Lactuca sativa (garden lettuce), 540 nucleotides. NCBI's taxonomy places the organism in Eukaryota, Viridiplantae, Streptophyta, Magnoliopsida, Asterales, Asteraceae. The record is from RefSeq and is a predicted model, not a curated record.
AUGAUAACCCGGAAGAGACAGAUUGAAAAGGUGGAAUCGGUUUUCGAGAUAUGUGAAUGUCCCGAAGAGGUCAAGGUGAAGUUUUCAGCAUGUACAUUUGUUGAUCAAGCUCUCACAUGGUGGAAUGGACAUGUGGAGGCCAUGACUCUUCCCAUAUCCAAUGUCAUGCCAUGGGCAAAAUUGAAAGAAAUGCUAAUGGUCGAGUACUGCCCGCGUAGCGAAAUUCAGAAAAUGGAGCAAGAGUUAUGGAACCUCACAGUCCGAAACUCUGACAUCGAUGCUUACAUAUCAAGGCUUACUGAAUUGUCUCUGUUGUGCCCUGGAAACGUGACAGCUGCAAAUCCUGAAAACUUUGACAGCGCCAAGAGGUUGGCCAAUAAGCUGUACGACCACAAUAACAAAAAGGGGAAAAAGCAGGGGAAACUAAAAGCAAGAAGGAGAGUGAUAACAAGAAGAGAGAAUAACAAGCGGAAGGAACGACAAGGCUCAGAGUCAUCAAAGAAACAACAAACAGUGACAGUUCAUGCUGCAACCACCUAA